Pygocentrus nattereri (red-bellied piranha) is the source of this 1770-nucleotide messenger RNA. It is a transcript of the gene igfbp1b, whose product is annotated as insulin-like growth factor binding protein 1b. The record is from RefSeq and is a predicted model, not a curated record. Gene Ontology annotation, cellular component: extracellular region. Gene Ontology annotation, molecular function: insulin-like growth factor I binding; insulin-like growth factor II binding. Bases 97 to 861 code for a protein of 254 amino acids. Gene Ontology annotation, biological process: regulation of insulin-like growth factor receptor signaling pathway. Lineage: Eukaryota; Metazoa; Chordata; Actinopteri; Characiformes; Serrasalmidae. The transcript has 3 exons.
AAGCUCCGCGCGCGCUGUGGGGGCCAGAAAAGCCCUCGAGCUCGGACCAUCGACUCGCUUUCACAGCCACCUUCACCUCCUCGGCAUUCUGGAACCAUGCUCGCGCUCGCGCUCGCGCUCUCGUGCCUCCUCGUGCCCGUGCGCCCUUCUCCGGUCGCGCCUCCUCCUCCGCCUCUGCCGAUCCGCUGCGCCCCGUGCACGGCGCAGCAGCUGAGCGCGUGCCCGCCCGUGCCUGCGCGCUGCCCAGAGGUGCUGCGCGAGCCCGGCUGCGGCUGCUGUCUGGCGUGCGCGCUCUCGCGGGGGGACGCGUGCGGCGUGCACACUGCGCCCUGCGGCUCGGGCCUGCGCUGCGUCCCGCGCGCCGGAGACCCACAGCCUCUGCACUCGCUCACGCGCGGCCAGGGCGUGUGCGCGGAGCAGGAUCAGCAGCGCGGCGCGCGGCAGGGCGCGGACACGCUGAUGCUGAAACACAACACCGUCCCCACGGAGGAGUCCGACCAGGACUCCCUGCACGCGCUCCUGGGCCUGAGCAGCGCGCUGGACCCCGAGACGCAGGACGCCAUCCGGGCCAAGGCCAACGCCAUCCUCAAGAAGCUCGUGCAGCUGGGUCCCUGUCACACUCAGCUGCACGCCGCUUUGGACACCAUCGCCGCCUCCCAGCAGGCCUUAGGAGAGAAGUUCACGUCGUUCUACCUCCCGAACUGUGACCAGCACGGCUUCUACAAGGCCAAGCAGUGUGAGACCUCUCUGGUAGGCCAGCCUCCACGCUGUUGGUGUGUGUCGUCCUGGAACGGAAAGAGAAUUGUAGGGUCCAGUGAUGUGACGGUAGAUGACCUCUGCCAUCAGGAGGUCACUCACUGAAGACCUUCAUCACACACACUUAAGCCUUUUCCUGAGAGAAAUGGAGUUUAUCCUUAAUUUAUUUCUUUGUUUUAUGACUUACUAGUCCUUAUUUAUUUAAUAUAUAUAUAUAUAUAUAUGUUUAUAUGCUCAGAUAGUAGUAAUUUAGAAUAUUUAUGCAGAAUAUUUUGAUGGAAAAUAGAAAAGGUGAAUUAUCACUGUUGUUAUUAUUGGUUUAUUGGUUGUUUUGUUUUGUUUGGUCUCAGUAACUCCAGUGCUGAAGAACCGCACAGCGGCCCUUCAGCCAGACACGUUAUGUUUUGGAAGUGUAAUAUUGUAAAAAUGCAUUUGCGGUAUAUUGAAUUCAUUCAUGUACAAUAACACUGUGCAAAAGUCCACCAGUCAUUUAUUUCAUUUUCAGUCAAAUUGGCCAUUAAAUACAAGUUUAUUUUUCAGGAAACGAGAUGACGGCCUCAACAACUGAGUAUAAUACCAAGCUUUUCAGUUUUUAUUGGGCUUCCUUCUUUUCAGGGGCCCCAAAAUUCAGUUUUUCAUAGAAAUCUGCAGGAAUAUUUUUACACCUCUGAAGUUCAGUCUUAGAAGUUGGUUGCACUUUUUCCUGUCAUGGCUUCUUGACAGCUACACAUCCUUUCAGACCCACAUGGCUGAGUCGUCUUCUCACAGUGGAAGGAUGGACAGAAACACCUCUGGGUGAUUUUUAGAUGUGAAGCCGCUUGGUUUUCUCCUCCCUCUCAAAGAUGAAAUCUUUAAGUGCUGUUUGAGGACAGUCUUGGGGCCAAUCCCGUUUCUUAUUUUUACCCCUACCCCUUGUUUUUGAGUGUCACCCUAACCCCUUGGUUAGGAGUUACAAGGGGUAGUGGUUAAAAUCUUGCCCUAUGAAGUGGGACCCUCAAAUUAAAAAAGAACAUG